CAACAACAGUUCUUUGAUUAAUGAUUCGAUUCUUCGUCAAAUGGACGGAUUGCUCUGACAGUUCGUAAGACAUGUAUAACCAAAAGCUGCCAUGUGUGUUGUGAAUUAUAUCAAGGUUAUGAUUCGUUAUCAUGGUAUUGUUCUAUAAUCAAAGGAGUGACUAGACUUAAAAAAAAGGAAAGAGAAGCAAAUAUCCAUGAUGAACACAUUAUGUAGUACUAUCACGAAGAUUAAAUACGGAGACACCAUAGAAGACGAGGAUUUUCAUCAAUGAAGUGAAAAAAGUGAUUCACAAACCAAAAUUUAAAAAAAAUCGAAGCGGUUAGUUUCAGUGUGUGAAAGAAAGAAAAAAAUAUAUAUCACAUUCAGUAAUAGUUCAUUCUAAACAUUUAAAUCACGUGUCACGUUCUCUACUGACGUCGUGCUUUUAUAUGAACAGGAAAUAAAGCAAAACUAAAACACGAUACUGGAACAGAUGACAUUGCUGUGAUCAAAAGCGUUUCGUAGGCUCAGAAGAUGAAACAGGAAGAAACGUUAAUCAAAGAAGCUGCAUCUACGCCAGCCAGCCAAGAGGAAGGGAAGGAGGAAGAUUUGAUAAAGAAGGAAGAGGAAGAGAAGGAAGUAAACGAGAUAAAGAAAGAAGAAGAGAACAAGCAAGAGGCAAGCUCUCGGUCUCUGAGUGACGACGAAACUUCGGAUGGGCGGAGUCUGUACCGAGGGGGCGUGAGCCGGCGUGGCCUUCUGCACCGUGAUGACCUCCCGCCUAAGGUCAUAGUCACCUCCAGCGUCAAUCGAGGUCAACUUUUGGACGAUACUUAUGCCCAAGAUCGCACACCAACCAGGAGAGAACCAGGAGCCAACCAGGAGGCGAACCCGAGCCCCCAGACGCAGAACCAGACGGCGCCCAUCCAAAGUCGUGGUGAUCUAAAGUACGGCUGGAUUAUGGGAAUAUCGACCAUAUGGACGUCGGUGUUUUAG
This is a messenger RNA of Penaeus indicus, 978 nucleotides long. RefSeq lists its product as uncharacterized. NCBI's taxonomy places the organism in Eukaryota, Metazoa, Arthropoda, Malacostraca, Decapoda, Penaeidae. The transcript has 4 exons. Bases 517 to 978 code for a protein of 153 amino acids. The record is from RefSeq and is a predicted model, not a curated record.